CUAUAAUCAGGAAUAUGAAUAAGUUAUGCUAUUAUGCGAUGGGAGAGGAGCAAACAGAAGGCCCUAGGAAAAUAAUUUGCAACAUUUCUAACCUCACUGAAGGAAACAAGAACAAGCUUAGCAAUCUCUUUGAAAAGGUUGAACUGCUGAAGAAAGAAGAACCUCCUGAAAUUGAAAUCCAGGAACAAGUAAAUCUCAAAAUAGUUAUCAACCAUAAGCCUGACUCCAAGCGAAAGGUUGUCAAGGAAGACUUUGAGAAGAAGCGAGCUGAGGAGAAGAUCUUUGUGAAGCUAUAUAACUCAUUCUGCAAACUACAUAAGAAGUAUCAUAAGAGUUUCCCAGAUAUCAUAAAGUCGUUUAUGAAAGUAUCAGGAGAUCUCAAGAAAUUAAACGACUUGUUCAUGGGAAACAAAGUUGUCGAAUGGACCUACCUUGAAGAUAUGGCCCUCAAAAAGCCUACCAACUCUACAGAAUACGGCUGCCUGAUUCAAUCCAAGGGUGAAAAAGAGAUUGAGAAGCGGAAAGAGUUCCUCAAAGAUUUCGAAGGAAAUCAAGAAUUCUUAAACCUAAUGAAUGUGUAA
Messenger RNA from Moneuplotes crassus, 581 nucleotides. Lineage: Eukaryota; Ciliophora; Spirotrichea; Euplotida; Euplotidae. The record is from the annotation of a GenBank genome assembly.